Messenger RNA from Amblyraja radiata (thorny skate), 5910 nucleotides. Its product is annotated as endothelin-2. Bases 366 to 752 code for a protein of 128 amino acids. Gene Ontology annotation, biological process: vein smooth muscle contraction; regulation of vasoconstriction; intracellular calcium ion homeostasis. Gene Ontology annotation, molecular function: endothelin B receptor binding; hormone activity. The record is from RefSeq and is a predicted model, not a curated record. Gene Ontology annotation, cellular component: extracellular region. Lineage: Eukaryota; Metazoa; Chordata; Chondrichthyes; Rajiformes; Rajidae. The transcript has 3 exons.
CAAGCCCCACUCUCCCUCCUCGCACACUAACCUGGCACUAGCAGGUGGCUGACAGUGUGACGCUUUCGGUAUUCGCUGUUGGUUGAAAAAAAGUUAUUCGCAGAUAGGGUUACGGCUGAGGGAGGAGCUAGGAGCUAGCGAGGGAGAGAGAGAGAGAGAGGGGGGUGGGAGAGAAGGAGCUUCCUGUUUGUGAGAAUUGCUUGCGAUAUAUAUUUUUAAAUCACAAAGGUCCACCGCAGUUCAUAACCUACAGAUGUGGCGGGAGAAGAGAAGAGAGCGUCUGUAGAGAGCAAUUCUGUGCAGGACAUCUGUGCUACCAAGUCUCGACUCGUCCUUCUGACAACUUUUUUUAAUUUCUUGUGGAAAUGAAUGUCCUCAUCUUCUACGUGUUGGCGGUCACCUCGCAGUUGGCUCCGGGAGUGAGUUCCAAGCCGCCUGCUGGAGCCUCGGUGGAGUCCGAGAGAGCCAGCUAUCAGCAGUCGGAGCAGAUGCACCUACAUUCACGCCGAGAGAAGCGUUGCUCCUGCAGAAACAUGCAGGACACAGAGUGCGUCUACUUCUGCCACGUUGGCAUCGUCUGGGUCAAUACCCCAGGCCAAGUUGUUCCUUACGGAUUGGGGAAUCCGCUGAUGCGCCGGAAACGGGAAUUAAGUCGAUGUUUAUGCACCAAGCGCAGCGACAAAGGGUGCCAGAGCUACUGUCGAUCCACAACCAGAGGCUAUGGUAUGGCUUACCACCGAGAGCAGUCAUAGACUAACACAGCACGGACAAAGGCACUUCGUUCCAACUCAUCCAUGCCAUGGAGAUGUCCAUCUAAUCUAGCCUGUCUGCAUUUGACCCACAUCCCUCCAAACAAUCCAUUUAUCAUCCAAAUGACUUUGAAAUGUUCUUAUUUUACCUGCCACAACUACUUCCUCUGGCAGCUCAUUCAGUUUAGCUUAUUGUCACGUGUACCAAGGUACAGUGAUAAGCUUUUGUUGUGUGCUCAAUACACUCAACACCCUCUGUGUGAAAAAUCUGACCCUCAGGUUCUUAAUAAAUGCAUCCCCUCUCAACUUAAAUCUAUGCCCUCUACUUCAUGAUUCCCCUUCUCUGAGUUAAAAGGAUGUGUGCAUUUACCCCAUCUUUGCCCCACUCUGGUCAGCCCCAUUACAAUGAGGCCUUGCAAAAUGCUUUCCCUCCAUUUUCUAUUUGAUUCUGGUUCUAACCAUCUGACAGUGAGUUGUUUGGCAGAAAACCAAAUCCCUCGUGUCCGUGUUGCAUGUUUUGCCCUUUGCAUUUGUGCCUCUGUUGAUCCUUGAACAAUCUACUAAUGGAAUCAGCAGCCCUCAGCUUAACAUCACUCAAAUACCACAGUCUUUGAAUUUAAUCUUGAAUCAGCCUGAUGUUAACCCCCACCAGAGGUCUUCAGGCCAGAGUUGCAAGGGGAAUUUCCCUGGUUAUAACUUGGGAGGGAGUGGGCAGUUAUCUCAGUCUAAUGAGGCAGCACCUCCCAAUGUUCUAUAUCUCAGCCAUGUCUCAGGCACCAGUGAUGGCACCUGUUCUCCGCCACAUCCUCCUUCCCCUAUCCUAGCCUCAUCCUUUGGACAGACCCACAGCACAACAUGUUUGGCACUUUAGCAGAGACCAGAUGGAGCAGCCUAACAACAAUCCCAACAUCCCUAUUGGACAAGGAACAAAAGGCCAACUAUUUCAUUGGCCUACCCCAUACAGUACAAGAUCACUGUACCUCUGACUUCCACUGUCAGCAUUGGUGAAAUCAUUUAGUUGAUCUUUGAACUUAGUCAUAUAAAGCAUAUGGCUCAGUCACUGCCUGUUCAAGCAUGGAAUGACAAACAGGAUAUCCAAGAGGCAUUCUGAUCUUGUCCCAUCAUUUAUUAGGUCGAGGUUGUGUUGAGUUGUGAUUCUACCUAUCUCUCAUAAUUCCGUAACCCAUAGAGUUAGAGAGUCAUUGAAACAGACCCUUCACAAACUGGUCUAUGCUGACUGAUGUUUAUCUACAUUAGUCCCAUUUGCCCACGUUUAACAUCUUUCCCUCUAAACCUUUCCUGUUCACGUACAUGUCCAAAUGUAUUUUGAAUGUUGUUAUUGCACCUGCCUCAACUAUUUCUGGCAGCUCGAUCCAUAUAUCUACCACUCUUUGAAUGAACAAGGUGCCCCUUAACUUUUUAUUAAAUAUAUCGCCUCUCAUCUUAAACCGAUUCAAUCUAGUUCUUGAUUCUCCUACCCUGGGAAGAAGACUGUGUGCCUUCAGCUGAUAUAUUCCCCUCAUGAUUGUAUAUACCUUCAUCAGGUCAUGCCUCAGCUCUGAGGAAUAAAAUCCUAGCCUGUCCAACCUCUCUCUGUAACUCAGUCCCUUGAUACUGGUACCAUUCUCGUAAAUCUUUUCUGCAUUCUUUCCAGCCUAACAUCAUUGCAUUGUGUCUCACCAGAUAUUUAGGUGAAAGGAUUUACAGAUUUAAACUUGCACCCAUUCCCCUACCCAUAUCACCACCACACCCACCACCCUGGGUGAAGAAGUGCUUGCCGACAUCAGCCCAACAUCAUACCCUGUCCCUAAUUUUAAGGUACUGCUCACUUGUUCUGGUUCCACCAGUUACAGAUGACAAACUCAAUCUAGCAGACUAAUCAAUUGAAGGGCUUCCAUGGCACAAGCUUUGUGAAGCUGUAACACAACAAUUUUGGUCACAGGGUACACAAAAAUGCUGGAGAAACUCAGCGGGUGCAGCAGCAUCUAUGGAGCGAAGGAAAUAGGCAACGUUUCGGGCCGAAACCCUUCUUCAGACUGAUGGGGGGUUCACAACUUCACAACUUACUCAGAAGAGAAAUCUGGGGUAAUCACAAAACUGAUAUAAUUUAGCAUCAAUAGACAAUAGACAAUAGGUGCAGGAGAAGGCCAUUCGGCCCUUUGAGCCAGCACCGCCAUUCAAUGUGAUCAUGGCUGAUCAUCCACAAUCAGUACCCCCUUCCUGACUUCUGCCCCUAUCCCCCUGACUCCGCUAUUAUUCAUUAUUAAAAAUUCCAUUCAAUAGAAUGACCUUGCAAUCUCAUCCAAUUUUCUACACAAUUUCUUAUCCCUGAUUCCCAAAGUGUCUAUGAACCUGCGAACAAUCAGUAAUUCAAUAUAUAACUCCCUCGGUGGACCACAAAUUCACACUCCUUUGUUCUAAACUCCAGAGGAAUCACCUCCUUUUCCAUUUGCCUGUCAGCCUACUUCCAUAUCCUAGUUUUUUCUCACAUAGCCAUCGACUUUCCUCUUAAAAGCAUUUACCCCAAGCACUUUCAAUCUAGGAAGUUCUGCAUUCCACCAUUCUCUCCCUAUUUACCAAUGGACAUCACCAACCAUCUUGUUUUGAUUUUUCCCACAAAUGAAAAUAAAUUCUCUAUGUGCACGCAGGUAGGAUUGCAAAGCUCCUUCAGAUGCUAAGCUGUGAUUUAUUUAAUCCCUCCCGAUCAUAGCCAACUGCCUGCUCAGUGAAUCCCUUUCUUUACAUUGCCUGCACUCCAAGCUGCUUGUGCUUUUAUAUCAUGACUGGAAGCCAUUUUGUGUGAACUGCUUUACUUACUGGGCUGCUUGUUGAGUUUGCUGAGAAGCAGUAAGAGAAAAUGGGUGGGGGUUAAGGUUUUGUAGGUGAAAUGAGCCAUUUUAUCCCAGGUGUGAUAGUGACGCAUCAUUAAUAAUUUCCCUGCGGCCUACUUGCGAGGUCGUUCAGUUCAAGAAAUGUGUAAGUACUUCAGGAGCUUGCUGUUAUAGUGUUAAAAUGGAUGGGAUUUUCACAUUAACGCUGUGGCAUACCAUAUUGACAAAUACGAAAGGAAUGCUACUAAUGAAACAAGCCUAAAGGUGUUGCAAGAAAUAUUCUAUAACACUCUUUCAAAAAAAUAUUCUGUCACUCUUUCGCCCCACCCCAGUUCCUGCACUUUUGUUUACCAGACUGUUUUAGGGAGAGAAUAAAAUGUGUUAAGAAAAUUCUGCCAACGGGCACUGGUGUGCCUCAUAUUUUGUGAACCAACAAAAUUGGCACAUUAAUUGCAAGAACUUCACUGGAGGUGAUUCCACCAUUCCUUCACUCCCCUCCAUAGCUAACGUUCACCUAACCUGUGCCCCAUUCCUGGAGUACAUCCGGAUUCAAAAUCAGUUUGAGGCAUGUUAUGGAUUUGAAACAUUCUCGGGCAGCUCAUUCCAUAUAGACACCAUCGUCUGUCUGAAAAACUUGCCCGUCAGAUCUUGUCAGAGAGGGGCGAGUUUUGUAGCGGAAUUAAAGGGGCAAUUUUUUAACGCAGCGGUGGUGGAUAUAUGGAAUGAGCUGUGAGAUGGAAUAACCUGAAGUGGCAGGUAUAAUUACAACUUUUUGUAAGACAUUUAGACAGGUUCAUAGUCAGAAAAGCUUGAGAGAGAUAUUGGCCAAACCUAUACCUGUCUCGGACAGCAUGGAUGAAUUGGGCCGAAGGGCCUGUUUUCCCGAUGUAGAACAAUAAUCUCCAGGGCCCAGUUGUGUAUGUCCUGGCCUGGUUUAACUUCCCAAAAUGCAUCACUUCACAUUUAUCUGAGUUACAUUCUAUCUGCCAUUCAUUUGCCUACAUUCCCAGUUGAUCUGGAUCUUGUUGCAACCUUAUAUAACACAAGAUAAUAUAUACAAUGUAUACAUCAUGCCCAUUUUAAAUUCCAUUCAUCAAUAUACCCUUGAAAUUCUUCUUGUGCUUCUUGUGCAUCCUUCAAUUGUUCUCAUAUUUCUGCCUCUGCAGCACUGUCUCGAUUCCCUGUUACAUGGUAUGUCCACCAACAGUGGGGUAAAUCAUGUGAGAUGUGCCAAUUCCUGUUUCUGCAGUCACAUCUUCUGGAUCUUAUUCCUAUUUCAGCAUGAUGGCUACUUUGCUGCAUGGGUGCUUGAAGUGUUUCUGGAUGUCUGACCUGCCUCUGUCCCCACAGAAAGAUGCUCAGGGGCCACUGUCCUUGCUGGCAGACCCCAAGCUCUCCUUGUCUUCUCCAGUAUAUCUAGUGGUGACGGGUCAAGGUGUUGGUGUUGUGCUUCGAGAACGCCUGACUCCUGGUGUCUAACUGUGUGCGGUGCCUGCACAGAUAGUGCCCAUCCUCGUCUACCUGCUGCUUCUUUCCACCAGGUGUGCACGGCCCAGAUAACACAUUCAUCUUCCUGGAUUUAGGUGGGCACUGAACAGAGGGCUGAUGGCACGGGGCACACGUCCCACUUGAAUCUUUUCUGUCUCUUGGCUCCUCAUUGGACUGGGCCUGACCUAACUCAUGUUUUCAAUUGGCAGUUAUGUUACUCGGAUAGUAAUCCAGAGAUCUGGACGAACAACCAAGUGAUCUGAGUUGAAAUCCCACCACGGCAGCAGUAGAAUUUAAAUUUGGAUACUAAUGUGGAGUUUGGAAAGAAAAAUACCCAGCUCAUCUUAGUAAUGAAGACCACAUAAACGACUAGAUUUUUUGUAAUAAUUCCUUUUGCUUCUCUCAUGAUUUUCAGGAGAGAAAAUCUACAGCCCUUUCCCAGACUUACCUACACGUGACCCCAAACCCACUGAUACCGUAUGAUUGACUUUAAAUAGCCUAACAAGCAAUUCAGUUCAAGGGUGUUUAGGGAUGGGGAAAUAAAUGUUGACUUGCCAGUGACUCUCAGAUACCAAAACAUGAAUAAAGGGAGAAGUAUGUUGAGAUGAUAUGACCAGAAUUUUUUGAAUGAAUAAUCUUUUAUUUUUAAAUUAAAUGUAUUCUUCUCUAAUUGCCACUGCUUGAAACAACAGCCCAAGUUCAGUGGUAUUAUGAAACACCUGUUUAUAAUGCAAACUUACUGAUUUUUGUACAAAUUCAUAUUUUUUUCUGUUGUGCUUGUUUUACUAAGACAUAUUUGUAAUUGCUACUUGAAAUUGUUAUUAAAAUAUCUAUGUCUGUAA